GUAGCCCUGCUGGACCGCAACUCCGAGGCCGGGCAGGAGAGCAAGGAGGCCCUGGACGAGCAGUUCGAAGCGCAGAGGACGGUGUUCAUCCCGUGCGACGUUACGGAUCCCGAGCAGCUGAAAGGUGCAUUCGAAAAAGUAAUUGAACAUUUUGGAAGGCUGGAUAUUGUGGUUAAUAAUGCUGGAGUGAACAAUGAGAAGGACUGGGAAAGCACUAUACAAAUUAACUUGACUUCUGUGAUUAGAGGAACCUACCUCGGCCUAGAAUACAUGAGAAAAGGAAAUGGAGGCGACGGAGGAGUAAUCAUUAAUAUCUCAUCUUUGGCAGGACUCAUGCCUGCUGCAUUCCAACCUGUGUACUGUGCUACAAAGCAUGGUGUAAUUGGAUUCACACGGUCAAUAGCAUUAGCUGCUCAUAUGGAAAACUACGGUGUGAGACUCAACACAAUUUGUCCAGGAUUUGUCAACACACCAAUUCUUCAAUCAAUAGAUAAAGAAGAGAAUAUGGGACAAUAUUAUUCAUAUAAAGAUGAGAUCAAAAAUAUGAUGCAGUUCUAUGGCGUGAUGGACCCAUCAAUAAUUGCUGAGGGACUGAUAACAAUAAUUGAAGAUGAUACCCUAAAUGGAGAAGUUAUGAAGAUUACAGCAUCCCAAGGGAUUCAUUUUCAACAAUACAACCAAACACCUUUUACAUCAUCAAAGAGAUAA
Molecule: messenger RNA, 708 nt
Organism: Pelecanus crispus (Dalmatian pelican)
Lineage: Eukaryota; Metazoa; Chordata; Aves; Pelecaniformes; Pelecanidae
Source: RefSeq, a predicted model, not a curated record